AUGAGUACGUCGACCUUCGCUGGUUUAUUAAGCCUCAAGAAAGUGUUCUUCCUUGAGAUGUUCAUCACGGCGUUACUUUACCUCCUCCACUUGCUUCUACUUCUCCUGCCUCUCUUGCUCUGGUACUUCCUUCAAGUGCGCAUGAAAAAGACUUUGCAGCUGCCCAGAGGACGCUCUCACCUUCGUCAUGCUUGGACAAAGUAUAACAUGACUGACUUCCGAUCCAGGCUUUUCACGAGCAUCCCUAUUGUCGAUACUGACACCGACGACAACCAGUGGCGACCCUCCGUGUUCCCGAGCCAGCGACUCACGAGGCGACCCGACUACCGCGGUGUGUCGGCGACUUUCCACAACGCCUGCUUGUCGGAAAACGCGUCAAGCACCAGCAGCACGGAUUCCCACGACAAUCACCCAAUGUCGUGUCAGCGAAGUAAAAAAGAAAGAUGCUCAGAUCCACCACACAGCAUUCGUCUCACCUGUAACAUCAGAGCGGCAAAAACGGCGACGACGCGUUUUUCGCAGAUACCAAGGACCGCCCGGUUGUCGAAUCGGACCGCUGGAACUGGGCGACACUUGCACUCGCUCUUCGCCAAAAAAGGCGACUACUUUGAAAAAUCCAACCCCACACGCCCCGAACAACACGCCCAACAACCAGAGUGCUUAGUGAGGUCGAGACCACCGCCUCUCAUGCCAUUGCGUCUCCCUGGUGCACAUGACGAAAUGGCAAUGAUGUACUCGAGCCGUGUUUGA
Molecule: messenger RNA, 750 nt
Organism: Mesocestoides corti
Lineage: Eukaryota; Metazoa; Platyhelminthes; Cestoda; Cyclophyllidea; Mesocestoididae
Source: the annotation of a GenBank genome assembly